This is a messenger RNA of Haemonchus placei, 498 nucleotides long. The record is from the annotation of a GenBank genome assembly. NCBI's taxonomy places the organism in Eukaryota, Metazoa, Nematoda, Chromadorea, Rhabditida, Trichostrongylidae.
AUGGUUUCAUCUCUCGAUCUGGCUAGUGGUUACUGGCAGGUACCGCUCACAGAAAGAGCAAAGGAAAUAAGCGCUUUUACAACAACUUGCGGGUUGUUCCAUUUUAACGUACUGCCGUUUGGCCUUACGAAUGCGCCAGCAGCGUUUCAGCGAUUAAUGGAUCAGGUGCUUGGUGACCUAAAAGGAACAGAAGUCUCUGUUUACUUGGACGAUAUCCUUAUCGCAACUAAAACCGAAGAGCGCCAUUUAGAGGUGCUAGAACGAACGCUUGAGGCGUUUCGAAAGGCCAACCUGAAGGUGAAACCUCAGAAAUGUCGGCUUAUGCAAUGUAGUCUGGAGUUUUUAGGCCAUGUUGUAGACAGGGAUGGCAUAAAAACAAACCCUGACAAGGUGUCUAAUAUUCGGAACUACCCAGUACCACGAAAUAUUGCUCAGUUGAGAACAUUUCUGGGAAUGGCGGGAUAUUACGUAGGCUGCCUUUUAUAUUGCGGGAUUUGA